AUGGAUGAUUUUAACCGAUUGAUUCAUGAGGGUGGUUUGAUUGAUUUAAAUUCGCAUGGCAGUAAGUUCUCUUGGUGCAAUGGACAGCGUGGAUUAGCUAGAGCUUGGGCUAAACUGGACCGUGUCCUACUUGAUGCUAAUUUAAUGUCUACUUUCCCUAAUACGACUUGUUCAUAUUUGCAGAGGACGACUUCGGAUCAUUGUCCCAUGAUAAUAGAGUUCCUUAAGGAUCCUUAUUCGUAUGGCCCUUCUCCAUUUCGGUUUCAGAAAAUGUGGAUUGAGCAUCCAGAGUUUAUGGAUUUUGUAAAGAAUGUGUGGUUUGUACCAGUGGUUGGGACGGGGCUUGUUAAACUUGCUAGUCACCUUAAAAAGGUUAAGGUGGCUCUUCGUGAAUGGAAUAAGCGGGUGUUUGGAAGGACCAAUGCUCAUAUUGCCUCUCUUGAAGAGAAUGUUGAGGGGAUUGAAGGACGUCUGCAAAGAGAAUGGGAUAUAGAAGCCAAAAGGGAGCUUGUGGUGGCCUCUGUUGAGUUGUCUGCUUGGAGACGUAAGGAAGAUAUCAGAUUAGCUCAAAUGGCAAAAAUAAAAUGGAAGAUGGAAGGCAAUCUUAACUCGAACUUCUUUCAGGUAUGGUUAGCUAAUAAAAGACGUAAAAUAAUUCUAGGAAUAAGAACUUCGAACGGGAUUGAGUUCAAUUCACCAGAAGAAAUUCAUAAUGGUGCCGUUGAUUAUUUUGAGGAUUUCCUUAAAAAUACUAAUCAGUCAAGAGAAUUUCUAGAUUUAUCACAUUUAAUCUCGUCGGUUAUUGAAGAAGAGGAUUGUGCCCGCCUUUGUUGCAUCCCCUCCUUGGAUGAAGUCAAGGAGGCUCUCUCUUCUAUUCCUAUAAACAGUUCUCCUGGGCCAGAUGGUUUUUGA
Juglans microcarpa x Juglans regia is the source of this 912-nucleotide messenger RNA. RefSeq lists its product as uncharacterized. The transcript has a single exon. NCBI's taxonomy places the organism in Eukaryota, Viridiplantae, Streptophyta, Magnoliopsida, Fagales, Juglandaceae. The record is from RefSeq and is a predicted model, not a curated record. The coding region runs from base 1 to 912 and encodes 303 amino acids.